UUCUCUCUCAGUUAAGGAAAACGGAUAGGGACAGACGAGUCUCUCCUCAUGGUCGUAGCAGGCCAUGCCUAUUUAACCGCACCCGUCCGCUCUCCCCCAUCUUUCUCUCUCUCUCUUCUUCUUCUUUCUCUUCAGAUCCCACAAAGCCCCAGACCCGGAGCAACUGACCAGCAAGUUAUCGGGCAUGGACGACGACGGCGACUGGAUCACGGCGAGGUACCUCCUCUCCUCCAUCCUCGGCCGAAACCCGCUCGUCGUCGACCACGUCGACGAGGAGUCCUUCCCGGUCGACCACGCCCCCGCCGCCGCCGGCCGCGGCGGGCCGGCGGAGGCGCCGGCGUGGCAGCCGCCGCCGGCCGUGUUCGCGGCGCCGAGCGUGGCCGGCACGGUGUGCGCGGUGUGCACGGAGGAGAUCGCGGUGGCGGACCCCGUGGUGCGGCUGCCGUGCGCGCACUGGUACCACGCCGGCUGCAUCGCGCCCUGGCUCGGGAUCCGGAGCACCUGCCCCAUGUGCCGCGCCGAGCUGCCGGCCAGGGAGGAGGCCGGCGAGGCCGGCGCCGUCGGCCGCGAGAAGCCCCCGCGCGCCGAGGCCGGGACCAGCGGCGCCGGCGUGCGGCGGGACGCGUCGUCGUACGGGGGGUACGUCGCCGCCGGGGGCGUCCUGUCCGGCUGAUGGACGGGCGCGCGGGCCGUGGCGGAGUGCACGCGUCGUGUGCGCGCCAUGGCUUUUGUCUUUUUUUUUUCUCGAGUGGUCCUCGAUACUUGUUGUACAAAUGAAAUGGUUAAUUAUUAACAUAAUGUUGAUUCUUGAGUGCUUAGCUCGUCAUUAGCAUCUGCUAAAUCGAAAAAAAAACAAGGAAAAGCACUCGAUGAUUGUAAAGAGGAAAAGGGCAAACGUAGCUGUGAAGUGAGAAUCUGAUUCCCUGUCGCAGGGUGAUGAAGGAAUACAAUGCCUUUGCCAAAAA
Triticum aestivum (bread wheat) is the source of this 965-nucleotide messenger RNA. Its product is annotated as E3 ubiquitin-protein ligase SIRP1-like. Gene Ontology annotation, molecular function: ubiquitin protein ligase activity. The coding region runs from base 185 to 673 and encodes 162 amino acids. NCBI's taxonomy places the organism in Eukaryota, Viridiplantae, Streptophyta, Magnoliopsida, Poales, Poaceae. Gene Ontology annotation, cellular component: nucleus. The record is from RefSeq and is a predicted model, not a curated record. The transcript has a single exon. Gene Ontology annotation, biological process: ubiquitin-dependent protein catabolic process.